Molecule: messenger RNA, 5811 nt
Organism: Topomyia yanbarensis
Lineage: Eukaryota; Metazoa; Arthropoda; Insecta; Diptera; Culicidae
Gene: Duox
Product: dual oxidase
Exons: 15
Coding region: 487-5007 (1506 amino acids)
Biological process (GO): defense response; response to oxidative stress; superoxide anion generation
Cellular component (GO): plasma membrane; NADPH oxidase complex
Molecular function (GO): heme binding; calcium ion binding; superoxide-generating NAD(P)H oxidase activity
Source: RefSeq, a predicted model, not a curated record
ACGUUGCCCAUCUUAUUUUCUUCCUACGGUUAAACCCUAGCGAUGCCCGCGUACGUCACGUAACAAAUCAACAACCCCUAGCAAAACAUUUGACAGAGCUAAUUCGAAAUCUACCGUUUAGAGUGUGCACGCCGUUCAUUUCGCCACAAGCCGAUGAUUACAUCUCAAAGUCAGACAUACUGGCUGAUUGGCAGGUAGUGAUCGGAAAACCGUCAGAUUUUUUUUGGAAUUUUAGCGCUUUAGCCUUAAUUCGAUGUGAACUAAAACGGUAGUGGUCGGGUUGGCUUAAUUGUGCGGCACAAAAAAGUGAAAGGAAUUCGGUCCUGUGGCUGAAAGGAAGGCAAAUGGUGCCAAGUCGAAUCGAAAGCCAUUCGUGAAACGUGUGAUAUUUUAAAGUGUUCAUUGAAGUGAUAUCAAUUUAAUCUAAAUGAUACCGAAAAGAUAAGUGGUGAAAAAAGUCAUCGUCUGGAUUAAUUACAUCGAAAUAUGAGCGUCUUCCAUCGGCCCUUCGUGGGCCUACUGGUAUUGUGUUUCGUGAUAUCCCUGCUGUUGGCCCAGCGAAAUGAUGGCGAACGGCUGAUGAGUCACGUGGAGAAACAGCGCUACGAUGGCUGGUAUAAUAACUUGGCCCAUCCGGACUGGGGAGCUGUAGAUAAUCACCUCACCAGGAAAGCCCCACCCGCCUAUUCGGAUGGAGUGUACGUUCUGGCGGGCUCCAACCGACCCUCACCUCGCAGGUUAAGUCGAUUGUUCAUGCGUGGUAAGGAUGGGCUACCGUCGAAGUACAACCGCACUGCCCUACUGGCCUUCUUCGGUCAGGUCGUUACGAACGAGGUCGUCAUGGCGUCCGAGUCAGGCUGUCCCAUUGAGAUGCAUCGGAUAGAGAUCGAAAAGUGCGAUGAAAUGUACGAUCGCGAGUGUCGCGGUGAUCGAUACAUUCCCUUCCAUCGAGCUGCAUACGAUCGAAACACUGGGCAGAGUCCGAACGCCCCCAGGGAGCAGACUAAUCAGAUGACCGCGUGGAUUGAUGGUAGUUUUAUCUACAGUACGUCGGAGGCCUGGUUGAAUGCGAUGCGGGCGUUCCAGGAAGGUCUUUUGCUAACAGAUAAUGACGGAACGAUGCCAAUAAAGAAUACACAACGCGUGCCGCUGUUCAACAAUCCUGUGCCGCAUGUGAUGCGAAUGCUCAGUCCGGAGCGAUUGUACCUUUUGGGAGAUCCACGGACUAAUCAAAAUCCCGCUGUUCUCUCGUUUGCCAUUCUGUUCCUACGUUGGCACAACGUGGUCGCCAAACGUGUUCGCAAACAACACAGAGACUGGACCGAUGAGGAAAUUUUCCAACGAGCUCGGCGUGUUGUGAUAGCUAGUUUACAAAAUGUGAUAACCUACGAGUACCUGCCAGCGUUCUUGGACGCAGAACUGCCACCCUACUCAGGCUACAAAGCCGACACUCAUCCGGGAGUAAGCCACAUGUUUCAGGCCGCUGCGUUUCGGUUUGGACACUCUCUCAUACCUCCUGGUUUAUUCCGUCGUAAUGGCAAGUGUGAGUUCCGUAGAACCAACAUGGAUUACCCGGCGCUUAGAUUGUGCUCCACCUGGUGGAAUUCUAACGAUGUAUUGGAAGAAACUCCAACCGAAGAGUUCAUAAUGGGCAUGGCAUCACAACUUUCGGAACGAGAAGAUCCCCUGCUAUGUUCUGAUGUGCGCGACCAACUAUUCGGGCCAAUGGAAUUCUCGAGGCGAGAUCUGGGAGCGUUGAACAUUAUGCGCGGACGAGAUAAUGGACUGCCCGAUUACAAUACAGCUAGAGUUGCAUACAAACUACCAAAGAAGAAAACAUGGCGGGACAUCAAUCCGGAAGUGUUCGAGAAGAAUCCCGAAUUGCUGGAAUUGCUUAUCAAAACUUACGAGAAUCAACUGGACAAUGUGGAUGUGUACGUGGGAGGCAUGUUAGAAUCGGAUGGAAAACCAGGAGAGCUAUUCACUGCCGUCAUAAUCGAUCAAUUCACGAGGAUACGCGACGCUGAUCGAUUUUGGUUUGAAAAUGAGGACAAUGGCAUAUUUUCCAAGGAAGAAAUAGCCGAGCUCCGCAAGAUAACCAUGUGGGAUAUCAUCGUCAACAGCACAGAUAUCGAGUCUGACGAAAUUCAGAAGGAUGUCUUUCAUUGGAAUGAAGGUGAUCCUUGCCCACAGCCGGAGCAGUUGAAUGCAACUCUGCUGGAACCGUGCAACCACUUGGAAGGCUAUGAUUACUUUUCCGGAUCAGAAUUGGCUUACAUCUACUCUUGUGUAUUUCUUGGGUUUGUUCCGAUUCUCUGCGCCGGCGCGGGUUAUUGUGUUAUUAAGCUACAAAACAGCCGCCGGAGAAAAUUGAAAAUCAAACAGGAAGCACUGAAGUCUAAUGGAACCGGAAAAGCUUCUGUUGAAAAAAUGGUUGCUCGAGAAUGGCUUCACGCUAACCACAAACGACUGGUAACAGUGAAAUUUGGUCCAGAAGCGGCCAUUCAUACAGUAGAUCGUAAAGGGGAGAAACUCAGAACGUUUAGUUUGAAAAAUGUGGAUAUUGUGACAGUGGAGCAAUCCCAGGAAAACUACAAAAAGAAAAAACCUUACAUACUGUUACGAGUGCCAAACGAUCAUGAUUUAGUGAUGGAACUGGAAUCAAACUCUGCUCGUAGAAAGUUUGUGAAGAAGUUAGAAGACUUUCUGCUGCUGCAUAAAAAGGACAUGACUUUCGUGGAAAUUCAGCGUGAUCUUAUGCUUGCCAAGGCAGAGACUCGUGAACGGCGACAGAAACGAUUGGAGCACUUCUUCCGGGAGGCAUACGCACUGACCUUUGGAUUACGGCCCGGUGAGCGACGGAGACGAUCGGAUGUGUCAGCUGACGGGGAAGUGAUGACCGUGAUGCGGACCAGUCUGUCGAAGUCGGAAUUUGCCGCUGCGCUGGGUAUGAAACAGGACGAUAUGUUCGUGCGAAAGAUGUUCAACAUUGUCGAUAAGGAUCAGGAUGGGCGGAUUUCGUUUCAGGAGUUCCUGGAGACGGUCGUACUGUUCUCUCGUGGCAAAACGGAUGAUAAGCUGAGGAUAAUUUUCGACAUGUGCGACAACGACAGGAAUGGAGUGAUCGACAAGGGCGAGCUGAGCGAAAUGAUGCGAUCCCUGGUGGAAAUAGCCAGAACUACCAGUGUGACUGAUGAUCAGGUGAAGGAGCUUAUCGACGGAAUGUUUCAGGAUGUCGGUUUGGAGCACAAGAAUCACCUAACUUAUCAAGAUUUCAAGCUGAUGAUGAAGGAAUACAAGGGAGACUUUGUGGCCAUUGGAUUGGACUGCAAAGGAGCAAAGCAGAACUUUUUGGACACCUCGACAAACGUGGCACGCAUGACAUCGUUUCACAUUGAACCAUCUUCGGAUGCACGACGCAACUGGGUGCAGGAGAGAUGGGAUAGCUAUACAACCUUUUUGGAAGAGAAUCGACAGAAUAUCUUCUAUCUGUUCAUAUUUUAUGUGAUCACGAUUGUGCUGUUUGUUGAAAGAUUCAUUCAUUAUUCAUUCAUGGCGGAACACACGGAUUUGAGACACAUAAUGGGUGUUGGUAUCGCGAUCACUCGUGGCUCAGCUGCAUCGUUAUCAUUCUGUUACUCAUUGCUUCUUCUCACAAUGUCAAGGAAUCUGAUCACGAAGUUAAAAGAGUUCCCAAUUCAGCAGUACAUCCCUCUGGAUUCUCACAUCCAAUUUCAUAAGAUCGCAGCUUGUACUGCCUUGUUCUUCUCGGUGUUACACACCGUCGGCCAUAUUGUAAACUUCUACCACGUUUCCACGCAAUCGAUCGAGAAUCUGAAGUGUCUCACGAAGGAAGUACACUUCACCUCAGAUUAUCGACCGGAUAUCACAUACUGGUUGUUCCAAACCGUUACAGGCGUGACAGGUGUUCUUUUGUUCGUGAUUAUGUGCAUCAUAUUUGCAUUUGCACAUCCCACGAUCCGCAAGAAGGCGUAUAAGUUUUUCUGGAAUGCCCAUUCGUUGUACGUGCUACUGUAUAUACUAUGUUUAAUUCACGGGCUGGCCCGUCUUACCGGAGCACCACGCUUUUGGCUGUUUUUCAUCGGUCCCGGAAUCAUUUACACGCUGGAUAAAAUCGUUUCACUACGUACGAAGUACAUGGCAUUGGAUGUUAUUGAAACGGACUUGCUCCCAUCCGAUGUAAUCAAGAUCAAGUUUUAUCGUCCUCCAAAUCUCAAAUAUCUGUCGGGACAAUGGGUAAGAUUAUCAUGUACCGAGAUCAAACCAGAGGAAAUGCACAGCUUCACGCUUACAUCGGCCCCUCACGAGAACUUCCUCAGUUGCCAUAUUAAGGCGCAAGGUCCGUGGACCUGGAAAUUGCGAAACUAUUUCGACCCCUGUAACUACAAUCCGGAUGAUCAACCGAAGAUUCGUAUAGAAGGUCCUUUCGGUGGUGGAAAUCAGGAUUGGUACAAGUUCGAGGUCGCUGUCAUGGUUGGUGGUGGCAUCGGAGUCACUCCGUAUGCUUCGAUCCUGAACGAUCUGGUGUUCGGAACCAGCACCAAUCGGUAUUCUGGAGUGGCCUGUAAGAAGGUCUACUUCCUGUGGAUCUGUCCAUCCCACAAACACUUUGAGUGGUUCAUCGAUGUUCUGCGGGAUGUCGAGAAGAAGGACGUCACCAAUGUGCUGGAGAUUCACAUCUUCAUCACCCAGUUCUUCCAUAAGUUCGAUCUGCGAACGACUAUGCUGUACAUAUGUGAAAAUCAUUUCCAACGGUUGGCGAAAACAUCCAUGUUUACUGGGCUGAAAGCGGUGAAUCAUUUUGGUCGCCCAGACAUGUCCAGUUUUCUGAAGUUUGUACAAAAGAAACAUUCCUAUGUAUCGAAGAUAGGAGUGUUCUCCUGUGGACCACGGCCGCUAACCAAGAGUGUCAUGUCGGCGUGUGACGAAGUGAACAAGGGUAGAAAGUUGCCAUAUUUUAUUCAUCAUUUCGAAAACUUUGGCUAACCAGAGUCUUUCGCCUGGUCGCACAUAUCGUGUUCUGCUCAUUUAGGGGUAUUCGGCAUCGCCUAAUCGGUACCAAGUAAACCCCGUAAAUUAUCUCUAGUGAUUAGUAACUGUCAAUCUCUCUUAGAAGCAUAAGUUUUUGUUCAAUACAGCCGCAAUUCUGUAGAUAUUAAUCCGUGUCUAUUUCAAUAUGCAUGAAGUAUUAGCCCAAAUGCCUUGAAGGCUUGCGCGUGUAUUUAUUUUUGUUGUCCCAGAAGUCAAGCAACGCGAUAUUCAUCAAAAAUGAACCAAUAAACCAUUGUUGUACUGUGCAUGCGGUAGUAAGAAGGAUGUGCUUGUCCAAUUUAACCAGUGCGUCAUAUUGAAUAGGAUAGGUAUAGCGAAACGUGAGUGAUGUUACCAUUAAUUAUGUCGAAUCUUUCACUACGAUCCAAAAUCCACUAUAACACUAUAGUAACAUUCGUCAAACUGCCUGAUUUCAUUUGAACAAGAAUCUGUGAAAAUAUUUAAUUUUAAGAAUAACCAAUAAACUGCUAGUAAUAAAACUAUCUAAUCCGCUGAAGAUCUAUUUGGACUAGAUACCGUGCCUUCAACACUUUUACAUGUCCAUCAAUAGUAACAUCGAACUAUACCUUCGAACAACUCUUUUAAACCACUUUCUGUCCUGCUCCACUAUCUUCCUUAAAGUCUGCGAAUAAUGUUCAUUUUAUGUAGAUGUUAAUCAAAUAAGAAAUGAUGUUUGUAAGAAUUGUAAAUAGUUGCCGUAAGCAGUCUGUAUUUAUGAUCAAAAAUAAAACAGUCGAU